Cornus florida is the source of this 651-nucleotide messenger RNA. RefSeq names its product LEAF RUST 10 DISEASE-RESISTANCE LOCUS RECEPTOR-LIKE PROTEIN KINASE-like 2.7. Gene Ontology annotation, molecular function: protein kinase activity. Gene Ontology annotation, biological process: protein phosphorylation. The coding region runs from base 1 to 651 and encodes 216 amino acids. The transcript has 2 exons. NCBI's taxonomy places the organism in Eukaryota, Viridiplantae, Streptophyta, Magnoliopsida, Cornales, Cornaceae. The record is from RefSeq and is a predicted model, not a curated record.
AUGCUGAAGAAUUUUCCAAUAACUUAUAAAUGUGAUGUUUACAGCUAUGGAAUGCUGUUGUUUGAGAUAGUUGGAAGGAGGAAGAAUGUCAUACGCAGUCCUACUGAGAGCCUAGAUUGGUUCCCAAAACAUGUUUGGGAUCACUAUGAGAAAGGUGAGUUGGCAAAAAUGACCAUGUCGUGUGGGAUUGAAGAAAAGGAUAGAGAGAAGGCAGAGAGAAUGUCCAUGAUCGCUUUGUGGUGUGUCCAAGACUCGCCGGAGGCUAGGCCACCGAUGAGUGCUGUGGUGAGGAUGUUGGAGGCAGGAGUGGACAUUGCUCCACCUCCUAGACCAUUCCACUAUCUGUUUUCAGUAGGCAUGAAUGUGCUCAAACCAUUCAGCAGCACUGACAAUAAUAGUUCAAAUGAUUCAAGAAGGGAUGAGGGAUCUCAUUCGUAUUGGUACAAGGACUCCACCCCACUAACGACCAAGUUUAUUCCUUCCAACACAGCAAUAGAUGCAAUUCAUUCUAGUGGCACAGACCUACAUUCCAGUUGCAUCUGUGGCCGCUUCUGUGGCACAGAUUGCUAUUCCACAAUCAACGCCUAUGCCAGUCACUUAGCAAGUCCAGAACUCCCCACCUAUGGAGUUUCUAUAGCAGACUUGGCAUGA